Pollicipes pollicipes is the source of this 702-nucleotide messenger RNA. RefSeq lists its product as uncharacterized. Lineage: Eukaryota; Metazoa; Arthropoda; Thecostraca; Pollicipedomorpha; Pollicipedidae. Bases 139 to 702 code for a protein of 187 amino acids. The record is from RefSeq and is a predicted model, not a curated record. The transcript has 3 exons.
CUCGAUUCUCUGCACUGCCCGGGCUUACUGUGGGGAUAAGAGACUGGCGAGCGCAUCGUAAAGCCCCGGCGACAACGGCGACUAAGGGUUGUUGCUCUCUCUAUCACUAACACAAGCCGGAGCGAAUGUGAAGAGCGUAUGGACCGGGUGGUGCUACUGCCGCCGCUGCCGGCCACGGAGCGGGAGACAGCGACAGUCCUCUUCACACAUCUGACCAUGACUGGAGACAAGCCUUGCAAACGCGAGCUCGGCAUGGGAGGCGAACCGGAUGUGUCCUUCGACAAGGCGGCCGCCCAGUUCGGCUGCGAGGUCCGCUCGCACGGCCCGGACCGGCCGCCGCCGCAGCGCCGGGUUUAUCACCGCACCUCUCCUCUGUCGCUGGAGCUGGACCAGCUCCCUGGCAACCAGCACCGCCCCAUUAGCCUUUUGGCGCUCGAACUGGACGCGGCGGCGCUGGCGCGCUUCCUCGAGCGGCCACCAGAGGCGCUGGCGCGGCGCGUGGAACAGCUGACCGUGCGGCUUAACCUGACGGCGGUGCUGGUACCUGACGGCCGGUCAGGGAAGCUGCAGGACGCGGCGAGGAAGCUUCGCCGGCGGCUAUACACCGGUCUGCUAGGGCUUCAAGAGCGGGGUUUCCACCUGUUCUCGGCGACCGCCGUGGAGAACUCAAACGGACAAGAUGUGACCGUGGCGGGGGGGUAG